Molecule: messenger RNA, 219 nt
Organism: Rotaria sp. Silwood2
Lineage: Eukaryota; Metazoa; Rotifera; Eurotatoria; Philodinida; Philodinidae
Source: the annotation of a GenBank genome assembly
AUGUUUUCUGGAUUUGGCACAGAAUUUAUGUCAAAAAGUAAUGAACGAGAAUCACAAGCACGUGUGAAAAAAAUGAUUUAUAUUAUGGACAGUAUGAAUGACAGUGAACUUGAUCAUCCUGAUGGAGCAAAACUUUUUAAAACUCAACCUGCUCGUUAUAAUCGAGUAGCUCGUGGUGCUAGUGUAUCAAUACGUGAUGUACAAGAUUUAAUAGGAUAA